Sarcophilus harrisii (Tasmanian devil) is the source of this 2989-nucleotide messenger RNA. RefSeq names its product sialic acid-binding Ig-like lectin 12. The record is from RefSeq and is a predicted model, not a curated record. Lineage: Eukaryota; Metazoa; Chordata; Mammalia; Dasyuromorphia; Dasyuridae. The transcript has 11 exons. Bases 6 to 2291 code for a protein of 761 amino acids.
UUAAUAUGUGCAAUUCUUCUAUACGUAUUUCCACCAUUAUAAGAUGUUUAGUCUCUUGGCUCACAGGUGUCCUGUCCCAGAAGCCUCCCAAAAUAGAGGUGUACAGCCCGGUGACAGUGAGAGAGGGAAUGUGUGUCACGAUUCCUUGCAAGAUCCGCUUUUCCCCCUUUUUUUGGUCCCUCACUGCUAGCUGGUUCCGGGAAGGGGCAGACACUGCCCGAGAUAAGCCUGUGGCCACAAACCGGAAUCAGGAUGUACAGGAGGACACCCAGGGACGAUUCACCUUCCGCCAGCACCCAAUGAUACAGGACUGUUCCCUGAGCAUCACUGAUGCCCGGAAAGCAGACAGUGGGAAAUAUUUCUUGGAGGUGACCAUUGGAGAGUCACAGAAAUACACUUAUACGGAUUUAAAAGUUUAUGUGGAUGUGACAGCCCUGACCUUGAAGCCAGACAUUGAUGUUCCCCAAAUCCUGAAGUGUGGACAUCCUAUGACUCUGAAAUGCACAUUUCCUAAGGUGUGUCGGAUGGGAACACCACCCAUCUUCUCCUGGAGAGGAGCAGCCCUUUCCUCCCAGAAUCUUGACCAAGAGGUAACUUCUUUCUCAGAGAUCUCUCUGACUCCAAUGCCCCGAGACCAUGGCUCCAACCUCACUUGUCGAGCAACCUUCCCUAAAGUCAAUGUGAGCACAGAGAGGACCAUCCAACUUAACCUGUCCUAUACACCGAAGAACUUGAACAUCCAUGUUGAAUGGGGAAACAAGACAGGUAUUAUUAGGGAUCUGUGGGGAGGGCACCCUCUGCUUUUUAGAACAGACAGACUGACGUUUUCACAGAUGUCGGGGCUGGAGGAGGUCCCAGGAUGGAGCCUGGAUUCCUCCUCCAGUCUUGCUUCUUCAGGAAUGCUUCUAUGUCUGCUCUUGCUGCCUGUUGUCUGGGGGGAGAAGCUCCAACAAGAAGCAGAAUUCAGUCUGAAUGUGCCCGAAACAGUGACCGUUCAGGAGCAACUGUGUGCACAAAUUCAUUGUGACUUCUCCUUCCAUGAAAAGAACAAAACCAGAAACAAGAUCUUUUUCUCUUGGUUUCGGAAGGCAAAAAACGAUACCAACCUAGUGGCCACCAAUAUUCGCAAACCGAAAGUAUCUAAAAAUUUUACAAACUGUUUCAAGAUUGGGAAUUUCUUGAACAAUAAAUGCUCUCUGAUCAUCACGAAUGUUCAGAAAUCUGAUGCAGGAAAUUACAUAAUCAGUGUGAAGAGAGAAAAAUCUAAACCUGACUUUGAAAAGAAGGUGUUUGUCAUUGUGUCAGAUCCUCCCGAGACUCCAACCAUUCAGGUUCACCAAGAAAAUUGGACAGUCCUAAAGUUUCUGAAAAAUGAGUCAUAUCUGCCAGUCUUGGAGGGGCAGUCCCUGAGUCUGAGAUGUACCACUGACAGUUACCCAGCCGUCUCUCUGACUUGGACUAAGGGGAAGCAAAUUCUGACCUCCUCUGAGCUUUCGGCGGCUGGGCUUGUGAGCCUGCAACUUCCUCAGGUAGGGCCAGGUGACUCUGGAGAGUACAUUUGCCAGACCGAGGGCCCACUGAAAUCCAAGAAGGCGUCCUUGGUGAUCUCCGUGCAGUACCCUCCAAAGAUGUUCAACUCCUCUUGUUCCUGGACUGAGGAGGGCUUGCUCUGUACUUGCUCUGUCCAAGCUGAGCCAGCCCCCUCCCUGUACUGGUGGUUGGGGGACAACGCCGUCCAGGGAAACAGCAGCAAUAACACCUUCCAGACGGUGUCUACUACCUCAGGGGGCUGGACCAACAGCAGCCUGAGCUUGAGGCAAAAGCCAGAUCCUGCCUUCAGCCUCCGCUGUGAGGGGAAAAACCGUCAUGGGACACAGAGUGUCAGCAUCCUGCUUGUUCCAGACAGAACUACUCCAGACACUGGAAUGAACAUAAAAACAUUCGCCCUGGGAAUUUCCUGUGGAGCUUUUGUCAUUGGCUUCUUAUCUUUUUGCCUCCUUAUUUUACUGAAGAUCCAUAAGAGGAAGUCAACAGCGAUGAGGACCAAAGCAUCUGAAACUGAAGUCAAUGUGGGUGAUAAGCAUCUUCCCUCAGAGGCCAUCCCCUUGAAUCCAGAUAGGAUACUGAGAUCAAAACAAGCCCUGAGACCAGUAUCCCACAGAACAACAAGCUCCACCUCUCAGGAGGAACCAGAGCUGCAUUAUGCCUGCCUCAGCUUCCAGAACCUGAAAACCCCCAAUCCCCAGAAAUCUGCAUAUACUGGCACCGAGUAUGCUGAGAUCAAGUUUUAAGAAUGGUCGUUUUGAGGAAGAACAAUUUUCAUGUGUUGUUACUGAAAGAAAAACCAGAUGUGGUGUGAAUAGCACCUUAUUUUAACCAGUCCAUGAGGUUAUUUUUUAAAAACAGAAGACAGAAAAACAUAUUAUAGACUCAUAGUUGGGAGGGUUUUAGGAACACAGAAUAUCAGAACUGAAAUACAACUUAAAAUACAGAAUUUCUGAGCUGGAAGAGAAGUUAAACAUAGAACAUCAGAGAUGGGAGGGACCUUAACACAGUUUCAAGAAUGGAAGGGAAAUUAGAGUGGGAAGCAUCUUAGAACACAGAUUGUCAGAAAUGCAAGGACCCUUAGAACACAGAAUUUCAGAUCGGGAAGCAACUGUAUUCCAAGGGAUGGAGAGAAACCUUCAAGAGUAAUUUGGACUAGGAAAGAAUUUAGAGGUCACCAAAGUCAAAUUAUUAUCAGGCUGGAAGACACUACUAUCUAGCCAGCUGUAUGAGUUUAGGUAAAUCUAUUACUGUUCUCUAAAUCUCAAUUUUCCCAUCCUUAAGGAGUCAAGUUAGAUAAUCUUUAUGGCUCCUACCAGCUCUGAAGUUCAAUAUUCUUUGUUUUGGGGAUGCUUGUGUGUGUGUGGGGGGGGGUAGUUUCUAAGACAGAUGUAAUUUUAAAAAAAUAACCUUUCAUUGAAAUGUACAUGUAGUUUCAUAAAUA